Rotaria sordida is the source of this 582-nucleotide messenger RNA. The record is from the annotation of a GenBank genome assembly. NCBI's taxonomy places the organism in Eukaryota, Metazoa, Rotifera, Eurotatoria, Philodinida, Philodinidae.
AUGCAAAGACCAUCAUUAAUUGAUGAUGAUGAUGAUGAUCAUACUAAUAAUAAGAGUGGAAAACAAUUGCUAUCAAGAAGUCUUACAUUUGAUAGUGAACCAUUAAAACAAAAACGAAUAAAAAGACUAAGUCGACCAUCACCAACUAUAAUUGAACAACAAUCACAAUGUUUAAGUCGAAGUUUACUUAGUAAUGAUAAUUGGUGGCAAGAGACAAUGGCUGAUGUUCGUGUUAAUGCUAAAGUGAUUGAACAAAGUAUUGAUUCUUUACCAUGUGUGCAUGAAAUGCUUAAUGAAUUGAGUAAUACAAAAGCUUUUCUUUAUGCUCGACAAUGUCGUGUUGUUAUUGCUAAAUUACGUUUAUGUUGGAGUGAUGUUAAUGAAGAAAUAAAAUCAUUAUUAAAACAUAAAGAAUAUACAGAAGCAACUAUUGAACAUAUUCGAAAAGAUUUAAUAAAACUUGAUGAAGUUCGUCAACGUGUAACUAAAAUUGGUACAGAACAAUCAGUAGUUACAGAUCUUAUAUAUCAAUGUUUAAUAAAUGCGUCGAGAACAUUUGAAUUGGCUCGUUUUGAAAAGUGA